AUGGGGCACUCUCGCGUUGUCCAGUGCCUCCUAGAAGACGACCGCGUAAGAUCCAGUGCCUCGCAGCAGGACAAUCAUGGCUGGUCCGCUCUCCAUCUAGCCAUUCAUAGUCGAGAUCUGCCCACUGUCAAAGUCCUGCUUGAUAGCUUCGCCAUUGCGGAGCCUUCGGCCCUGGUUGAUGAGAACGGGCUUACUGCGGAAGAAUGGCUAGAUCUCGAGCCAACUAGCCACUUAUACAAAGCCACCAGUAACUUAGCCUUCAGCAAGUCACGCUGUUGCCGGGCGGUCACCGGCUUAAGACAGGCAGUUCUCACCGGGAGUGUUCCUAUGAUCAGACUUCUCCUCAGACUCGGCCAUGACGUUGACGGCAUGGAUUCCGGACGAAGGACCGCGCUCUACUACGCGGCGAAGACGCGCAUGCUCACCAUGAUGGACCUUCUCCUCCAGAUGGGUGCAGAUCCCAAUAUCAUCCCCGCGGGACGCAAAUCCUGGAGGGAGUUUAUCUCGGACGACGGCGUGUUACGACGGCUC
This is a messenger RNA of Aspergillus homomorphus CBS 101889, 531 nucleotides long. Its product is annotated as ankyrin repeat domain-containing protein. The annotation marks the transcript as partial. Gene Ontology annotation, molecular function: protein binding. The record is from RefSeq and is a predicted model, not a curated record. Lineage: Eukaryota; Fungi; Ascomycota; Eurotiomycetes; Eurotiales; Aspergillaceae. The transcript has a single exon.